AUGAAACAGCACCUCAAGACCACGAUCUCAGCUCUGGCCAACGGCGCUAUAUCACCCGCCGAGGCGGUGACCGCCGUCGUCUCCACCGGAUUAGCCCGCGUCGCGACGCAAUCCAGCGACUCAGUUGGCUGCGAAGGCGACACCCCCGGCGCGGAGUCCUUCUUCUGGACGCUCUGGGCCGCGGUCCUGGAUGCGGUCAGAGAAGGCUCGGUUGACGAUGAGGCCUCGCGGGCACGGGUCGAUCGAGCCGUCGCCUUCGUCGCAGCUAUGAAGGCGCUCCCGCCUGACGACGGCUCGCCCAAGUGGACGCUCUGGGGCGAGGCGCAGACAUGGCGCGACCUGCCGUUGCUGGGCCCCACCGUUCGCGAGAACUACAACGGCCCGUUCCAGAACAGGCUGAGAGACGCCAACGCGCUGUACAUCUCGGAAGAAGGACAGGCCGCCAUCGCACGGGCCCACCCAACGAUCGGGGCGGAUGGUGCACCGAACGGCGACCUGGCCGACGUCCAGCGGUCCUGCGAAGCCUGGCUGCUGCUCAACCUCUUCCUCGCUCGGCUAUGGCGCGCGGGCGCCGUCGACUGGGCGGCGCUCUACGCGCUCUGGGCGCUGCGUUCCGGGCUGGAAGACGCCCCGUCGCCCCUGCCCCGCCCCUCCGCCUCCCCCGUCGACGCGUACGUCUCGCUCGCGGUCGAGGUCGCGUCGCUCUGGCUGCAGCACGCCGCCCCGCUCGUUUACCGGUGCACGGACGUCUGGGGCCCGAACGGCCGCGCGGACUGGCCCGGGAACCGCGGGGCGCCCGGGCGCGGCGGGAGGCGGUGGACCGGCGUGGACGGGUUCGAUGCGGAGCACGCGAGGUGGGCGCUGUGGAAGAGCGUGCUGCGAGAGGUGGCGCGGUGGUGCGAACAGGUGGAGGGGGAGGGACGUAUGAAGGGUUGGAAGAUCGGGCAGGCGACGGAGAAGGCUCUCGAGGCGAUGGAGGCCGCUGAGCACAAUGCAGACGUGUGAUGUCUGUAGAACAUUCACGGCGAUGAUGUAUACCUUGUUGCGACUACCUCGAUGACCCCGUGCC
Molecule: messenger RNA, 1069 nt
Organism: Punctularia strigosozonata HHB-11173 SS5
Lineage: Eukaryota; Fungi; Basidiomycota; Agaricomycetes; Corticiales; Punctulariaceae
Exons: 2
Coding region: 1-1005 (334 amino acids)
Source: RefSeq, a predicted model, not a curated record